ACAGUUUUAAAAGAUCUAUUGCCACUUCUGGUGAAUUUGUUCUUACAGUCAGUGGGAUCUGGAAUCCUUGAGAUCCAUGGGCUACAGUGAGUGAGUUGUCUCUGGCCUCCCCCUUACCUGCAAGUAUUUUACACCAGAAGGAAGCAGAACCACAUGCAGCUACCCAAACAGCCUGUGCUACACCAACACAUGCUCACUGCCUACCAUUCUGUAGGCACAUUGCCAUACACUUGACAUAUCCACGUCUCUGAUCAUUAAAGCAGCUCUAUCAUGUAAAUACUAUUAUCCCCAUUUUAUACGUGAGGAACCUGGGGAUCAACAUAAUUAAGUAAUUUUCAUGGGUUUCCAUUGAGGCAGAGGCAGGAUUUGAACCCAGUCCUGUUUAGCUCAUGUUGUUUCUGCAAUGCUUCAUUGCCGUUCAGUGCAUUUUUUUGCCCUCCCUAUGCUUAUUCUCUGUCUCCUCUUCUGUUUCCCUUUCAGAAUCCUUAUCAAUCACAAGGGUUUUUUGAAAUAUAAAAAUGUGUGUAUAUAUUAUAUGUACAUAUAUAUCUAUACUAUAUAUCUAUAUACCCAUACUUUUAUACCUAUAUACCCAUAUAGAUGUAGAUAUUUAUAGACAGAUAUAAAUAGAUAUAUAGAUGUAUAUAACAUUAAAUGAGGAAAGAUAUACCCCUCAAAUGUUAAUGGUUGUUUUAUCUGAGUAGUAGAAUAAUUCGUGAUUUUCAUUUUUUCUUUGUGUUUUUGUGUCUUUCUCAAACUAGUAUUAUUGUCAUCAGGAAACAGUUUUUUAAAUCUUUCACAUCCUUUCAAAUUCAUAUGCUACUACCUUUGUGAGUAAAAUCUUUCCUGAUCUCCACACUAAUGCUACUUUCUCUUUUGAAACACACUCUCUUUCCCCAGCACUUUUUUUGUAACAUUAGUUAUUUAUUUUGAGAGAGAGAGGGAGGGGGAGUUGCAGAGAGAGAGGAGAGAGAAAACCUCAGGCAGGCUCCAAACUGCCAGCGCAGAACUCAGUGCGGGGCUCAGACCCAUGAACUGUGAGCCCAUGACCUGAACUGAAAUCAAGAGUACGAUGCUUAACCGGCAAGAGCCACCCAGGUGCCACUCCCCAGCACUUUUAUUGUCUUGGGUCAUUUCCGGCAUUUUGCUUUGUAUUCUGUGUAACCACAGGUCCCCAGGUCCCACAAAUUGAUAGAGGAAAGGAGUCGGGGAGGCGCAGCUAAUGAUAAAAAAUGUAACGGACUAGCUGUUGCUCCAUUAGGAAAGCUAGAAUCUUCCUCCUGUAUCCACUGUAUCCCAGACUUUUUGGUCUCAUCCCCUCCUUGUGGUCCUGGCCAUGUCUCUUCCACAUUGCUGUUCCUAUGACCUGAGUCAGCCAUGAUGCUCACUCUGUGUGUGAUGCUGUCCCCUCUCCUUCACUUGGUACCAAGCUAGGCCCCAUUAUUCCAUCAGCCUCACACCAUCUAAGCUGUGCCUCUACCUUUCAUCACUUUGCUGAAGUGGGACCAUCUCCCACCCAGGAAGGCCUGUCUGCAGCAACCAGAACUGGAAGCCUGGUGGCCCGCUUGACAUGCCCUGUGCUUGGGUAGACAAGCAGAAGCAACCCUGCUUGGGCUGUCUUCAGUCCACCGUGUCCUCUUCUAAGCCUCUCCAUUAACUUCUUAGACAGGAGCUGAGGACCAGUCAACUUUGUACACUCUGUGCACUCUGAAGCAGCUCUUAACAUAGGAUGGUCUCAGACUCCUCAGACUCCUCAAAAUCAAGUGCACCUAUUUCUCCUCAGGCUAGAUAGCCCAGGUCACCCUGGACAUCAUACAGCACAUAUGUUCUAGCAGGAUAUGAAAAGGAAUUUUAAGAACCCAGAUGGCAGUAGUCUUAUGACAUUCUUUUGACCAUCCCCAUGACUCUAUGGGGCUCUAGACCAUCCUUGAGGCUACAAGAGUGACAAGCCACAACUACAUCAAAAUUUGUAGCAAAUAAGGCUUAGGCUGGUGGGUUCGGUAUAAUCCUUGCCUGGGAGUUCCUGACCCAGUAGGAGAGCAGACAACCUCAGAACAGGAUGUGUUCAGGGCACUGUCCAGAGAGGAGAUUCGCACUCCCUCUACACUUCCCUGAGGAAGAAGGACCCGGGUGCUGCUGCUCUCCUGGAUAAGGUUGGACAUCCCCAGAGCUCCAGAACUGGGCGCGUCCUCCUAACAUGGCCUCCACCGCCUCCCCUCUGCCGCCUACCACUGAGGUUGCCAGUUCUGAGAACAGCAGCUCCUUCUAUGACUACGAGUACUACCUGGACAGUGUGGCCUUCAUGCUCUGCCGGAAGGAUGAGGUGAUGUCCUUUGGCAGGAUCUUCCUGCCAGUCUUCUACAGCCUGAUCUUUGUGCUGGGUUUGGGAGGAAACCUCUUUCUUCUAGUGGUCUUGCUCCGGUACAUGCCUCGCAGGCGGAUGACUGAGGUCUAUCUGCUGAACCUGGCCAUCUCCAACCUCCUGUUUGUGGUGACACUGCCUUUCUGGGGCAUCUCUGUGGCCUGGCAUUGGGUCUUUGGGAGUUUCUUAUGCAAGAUGGUGAGCACCCUCUAUACCAUCAACUUCUACAGUGGCAUCUUCUUCAUUAGCUGCAUGAGCCUGGACAAGUACCUGGAGAUCGUCCACACUCAGCCCCACCACAGACUGAGGACCCGGGCCAAAAGCCUGCUCCUGGCUGCCAUGGUAUGGACUGUGGCCCUGGCUGUCUCCAUCCCUGACAUGGUCUUUGUGCAGACACAUGAAAACCCCACAGGCGUGUGGAACUGCUAUGCAGAUUUCGGAGGACAUGGGACCAUCUGGAAGCUCUUUCUCCGUUUCCAGCAGAACCUCCUGGGGUUUCUCCUUCCACUCCUUGUCAUGAUCUUCUUCUACUCCCGCAUUGGCUCUGUGCUGGUCAGGCUGAGGCCCCCAGGCCAGGGCCGGGCUCUGAAGAUAGUCGUAGCCCUCGUGGUGGCCUUCUUUGUGCUGUGGUUCCCAUACAACCUCACCUUGUUUCUGCACUCACUGCUGGACCUGCAAAUCUUUGGGGGCUGCAAGGUUAGCCAGCACUUGGACUAUGCCCUGCAGGUGACAGAGAGCAUUGCCUUCCUUCACUGCUGCUUCACUCCCAUUCUCUAUGCCUUCUCCAGCCGCCACUUCCGCGGGUACCUGAAGGCUUUCCUCAUCACUGUGCUCCGGCACAACCAGGCACCUUGCCCUGCACAGGCCCCACUGUCCAGCUGUUCUGAGAGUAGCAGGCUCACUGCCCAAGAAGAAAUGACUGGCAUGAAUGACCUUGGGGAGAGGCAGGCUGAGCACUCCCCUGCCAUGAAUGACACGGGAGAAAAUGAAGCCUGAGUGGCCAUACCACAGUCUGGUGAGAGUGGAUGGGACCCAGCUCAGUUGGGCAUCCACCCAAAGUCCUCUCUUCAAGGGCCUCAUGGACCAUGUUGUCAAACCCAGUGGUCAGUUCUCAGUUCUCAACCAUCAGCAGCAUUUACUUACUCCUGUCUCUUCCUUUCACUUUCUUUAUUGCCUUCCAGGAAAUCAUACUCUCUUGCAUGAAUCGCUACAGUGUAUCCUAACUGACCUCUGUGCUUCUUAUCAUCAUGCUACGUCCUGUCAUCUAAUCUGCUCCCAGCAGCCAGCAUGGUCACCCACCCUCAGCCAUCACUGCCGUCUUCCUCAGAGUAGUCCAAGGCUUGCCACCCACCAGUGUGCCCUCUUCCCUGUAGCUCAGCUGGGAAAAUAUUGUUGCAGUAUCGUUUAAUGUCACAGCUUUGAUGGCACUGCCAAGGGUCUGGCAAGCCGGAGGGCCUGGAAGUGCCCCACCUGGGGAACUUCCCAGGAACAUGAGAGUCAGCAGGUGGGAUGCCAGGUGAACAUGGCAGUCCAGGAGGCUCUUCCUUCUUGUGCUUCCCAUGCCCCUCUCUGGAGCCUUCAAGGGUCCCUGGGGCCUGCACAAUCAAGUCUAAAUUUUUUGUCUGGCUUCAGGGCUGGAGCUUUCACACGUAGAAUCCCAUAUGCCAUCUUACCCUUAUUGUCCGUCAUUCCUUUUCACUUCCUGGACACCGGGUACCCCUUGUCUCUUACACAUUCCCACCUCUAUGUUUUGUGCUUGCCCACUUUCUUGUGUAACAGGGAUCAUUUUUUCAGCCAGCUGUCCCUCAUCCGUGUUCUUUAGCUGUCUCUCCUAAGGCCCCAGAGUCCCACUGUCAGGAAGGACUCUGAGCUCCAUUGGUGCCCUGGGAAAUGAAGCUCUGUAUCUGAAGGUGAUGAUUUGUUUGAGGAUGUGGGGGAGUGGCGUUCUAUUUUGGAGCUCCUGAAAUCUGGUACACAAGGGACCUCAGUCCUGCCCACAUAGCAGCCUGACUGGUGAGAUACAGCCUGAGCUGUACCAACUGGGUCUAGGUACCCAGAGUCUCUGACAUCGUAUCCAUGAUGCAUAGGUGAGACGGGAUAAGGUAUGCCAGCCAAGGGACACCUAGCAGGGCUUAUCCCCAGCACUGGCAGAUGUGUGUACGUGUAGUCUAUGUGCACAUGUCUGUGUUGCUGUGUGGGCUGUGCAUAGUACAUAUAGCUAUGUGGAUCUGACAUGAAUGUGUCACUGUGUCCCCUGGGCCUUGUGUCUGUGUGUUCCUAUGUGUCUUUCUCUAGCUGUGUAAGUGUGGGUAUGUGCUCUCUGCAAACAACAGGUAUAUAAGAAGUGCCCUGAAGCCGGUGCCCAAGGGGCAGGGGAAAGGGUGGCCACCAGUGACCCCUCGGUCCCUCUCACUGUCCUAGUUGCCAUGUACUGCAGCUGACCAUGGCGAGGGCUCUGACUACAGCACAGAAGGCACUGGUCAGGAAGCAAGUUGGAGCUGGGCUCUCACAGCCCAGGCCAGGACAGAGACCUCUUCAUCCUGACCUUACUUCCCAGUCCGCACCUUGGUUCCUCCUGCUGCUCUCCGUCUGCCCACCCAAAGGCCUAGUUCGCUGGCUGCACUGCUCACGCCUUUCCAGGAAAGCUCCCAGGAUUCUCUUGGUCCUCAGACUCUGCGGCAAGAUGGACUCUUCCCCUGGAUGACCCAGGGAGAGGGACAGGCAUGGCUCUGCCUCUACCCUGUGAAAUGUGGUUUGAGGGUUUACAGCUAUUACUGCCUAUGGAAAAAAUAUUUUUCUUUCCCAGGUACCUGCAGUUCCACCUUUGGCGUGCCAUCUCUGAUCUUACUUUGUUAUAAGCUAUCCUUAGAAAAUACACAUAGUGGGCUUUUCUUUGAGGGAGAAAAAAUGUGGUGCAGAAAUGAGGAUUUGGGGGUCAGGACUGUUGUGUCAGGACAGGUAGUGAUUAGAUGUAUCCUUGGGGGUCUCAGUCUUCCUACUGCCUCAAGGUCCUUGCCAGGGAAGGAAGGGUGGCCCUUGCAGAGAGUGUGUCCAGUCCCCAUGCAAGGGGCGUAGGACUACAGGUGCCAUGGGCCCCUCCUGUGCCCGCAGCUGGGCAUUGGCCCCUACAUGCACACCAUAAUCCUGGGUGCUCACUGCUUCCUGGGAGGCCUGUUGUUAUGGGCUGUGGGACGGUAUACUUGUAGUCACCCCACACCUCUGACCCACUGAGGCUUCCCUUGGUCCCAGGUAUACCCUCAAACAUGCAGUUCCUGGGAGAUCACUCUUAGUUGAGACCUCUUGGUCUUGACUUAAUGGAUUUGGGCCCUCAGUCCUGCCCCCCAGCCUGUUGACAGGCCAGGCCCUUGGUCCAGAUUUCUUUGGGUAUAGGGAAAAUGAGGGGGUGUAGCACCUGAGCAGUGCCCAGGAGGUGUGUGAAGGCCCUGCAUCUUUGCCUGUAUCCCAAUACCUGCUCUGGCACAGGGCCUGGCUGUGUGGGGAGGUCAUUGAUAAGCUCUCCAUGGUGGUUUCCAGCCUCUCAGUCCCCUUCUCCCUCCCCUGUUCUCUCUGUGUGUCUCUUCUUGUGCUCCUGGCCCCUUGUGGGAUAGGUUAGGAUAUCCUGGCUUCUCCAAGGCAGUCAGAGCUCUGUCAGGCUCUAGACAGAGGUUGUCAUUUGGGGGCAGUUAGACCCAGAGGAAGGCAGACUCUGGCCCACAGUCACACAGCUAGUGGGGACAGACUCCUGCCUCCAGCCCCAGCCCCAGCCCCAGCCCUUGCCUGAGUUACUCUAAUAGCCUGUUAUCUUGGCAAAACUCAGGGCAGAACAGCCAGCCUCAAAAAAAUGCAAGAGGCCAGUCACAGAUUUGGGAGAGGUGAGUGGAGAGAAGCCCCACUAGGCAUCCUUGCAGGGGGUCUCUGCCGCCCGGCCUCCCUUCUCCAGGACCCUACGCCAGCUCCCAGUCACUGCUCCUCCUGUUCCAGCCCCAGCCGCAGCCAGGCCCUGCCAUCAGCCAGCUGUGGCUCUGGUAGCAGCACUUCCAGCCCUGGUAGGCAGGCCUGGCAAUGGGACUGUCUCCAUUUCACAUGCCAGGAAGCUGAGUGAGGCCAGGGAGGGGAAGGAAAUGAUUUGAGGACAUGAAGAAAAGUAGCUGAGACUGAGCCAAUUUUCUAUCAUUUAAU
Messenger RNA from Prionailurus viverrinus (fishing cat), 6541 nucleotides. RefSeq names its product atypical chemokine receptor 2 (gene ACKR2). Bases 2198 to 3358 code for a protein of 386 amino acids. The record is from RefSeq and is a predicted model, not a curated record. Gene Ontology annotation, biological process: G protein-coupled receptor signaling pathway; chemotaxis; immune response. Gene Ontology annotation, molecular function: chemokine binding; scavenger receptor activity; chemokine receptor activity. The transcript has 7 exons. Gene Ontology annotation, cellular component: membrane. NCBI's taxonomy places the organism in Eukaryota, Metazoa, Chordata, Mammalia, Carnivora, Felidae.